UUUUCUCUGCUGCACUCUGGGCUGGUUUCUAUUCAAAUGUGGGUCAGGGGUGAGGAAGCCUAACGUCAUAAGCUUGCAACAUGGCGUCCCGAAGGCUGUGAGAUGAGCAAGAGGAUGGUAAAGAACGCUUGAGAACGAUCCUACCGAUGUAAUAAGCUUCAGGUGGUGCUCGUGUAGGAAGAGAGAGAAGGAAAGACGGAAGGAGGAAAUGGAACUGCCAAAUCAUGCCAAACAACUGCUGCUGCAACUCAACCAGCAGAGAGCCAAGGGCUUCCUGUGUGAUGUUAUCAUCGUGGUGGAGAAUGCGCUCUUCCGUGCCCACAAGAACAUCCUGGCGGCAAGCAGCAUCUACUUCAAAUCUUUGGUCCUCCACGAUAACCUCAUUAACCUCGACACAGAGAUGGUUAACCCCUCUGUAUUCAGACAAGUUCUGGACUUCAUCUACACUGGCAAGCUCCUGUCCUCAUCAGACCAGAGCAGUGAGCAGAACUUCAGUGCCCUCUUAACCGCAGCCAGCUACCUCCAGCUCCAUGACCUCGCUGCUCUGUGCAGAAAGAAGCUCAAGCGCAGUGGUGGGAAACCCCUGCCAGGUAAACCCUCCACUCCAGGUCCCCUUAGCCGCUUACGCCUCAACAACCAGCGCCUUUCCUCUUCUACCCCUGCUGGCCCCAACAACCACUAUCCUCCAACCCCUUCCGAUACUGACCAAACACAGCCAGAUGAAGGCCUUCGGGACAAGCUCUCAGAUGAUGAGAUGUUUGUUGGCAGCUCUGGGAGAAACGGGAAUGGGGGCAACGGCAGCAGUAACGGUAACCUCAGUAGUGGAGGAAGUGCUGGGGAGCCAGACCUUGGACUAGACCUGUCCAAGAAGAGUCCUCCUUCUGCGGGCACAGCCACUGAUGCCCUCAGCCCGCACAGCAACUCCCAAGAAUCCCCUCAAUCUGCCUCAGUAUCCACAACCAACAGUGCCUCACUGGACGACUCUUCUACUACCCUACCAGGUGGUGACACCUGCGCCUCAGAGACCAUGGAGCUCAAUUCCUCCUCUAAAACUACAGAGGAAACUCAAAACCAGCCUGAUGGGCCUCCACCGCAGAAAAAAUCCCGGCACGGUGCUCGCAAGAAUGAAUGGCCUAAGAAGGAGGCUUCAGGGUUGAAGUCUGAAGAUCACGACAGGCCCCUGGUCAAUGGUGUGAUUGUGGGUCCUAAAGAUGGCCGCUCCUGUGGGAUUGGAGGGGGCAGUGGUAGCAGCUUUGCAUCUGACCAGUCUUUCCAGUGUAAAGAUGAGGAAGAAGGAGGAGAGAACGGCCAGGACCACAGCGAGGAAAGUGGUCAAAGUGAUGGGGAGAGUGCAGGAGGUGGAGGAGGAACAGGAGGGGGACACCACAGCGCCAACUAUGUGUACCGGCAGGAAGGUUUUGAGCCAGCAUUCGGAGACAACCUCUAUGUGUGCAUUCCCUGUGGUAAAGGCUUCCCCAGUUCAGAGCAGCUCAACGCUCACGUGGAGACACACACUGAGGAUGAGCUCUACAUCAAAGAGGAGGGAGGGACUUUUGUGAAAGAGGAAGAUGAGGAGGAGGCUGAGGACCUCUCUGCCCCUGUAGGUCCCUCCAGCUUUGGCUCUGAAACGCGUCCGUUCAAGUGUACAGUCUGCAGUAAGAGCUACAAAGACCCAGCGACGCUGAGACAACAUGAAAAGAGCCACUGGCUGACGAGGCCCUUCCCCUGCAACAUCUGUGGCAAAAUGUUCACCCAGAGGGGAACCAUGACACGUCACAUGCGCAGCCACCUAGGCCUCAAGCCAUUUGCAUGUGAAGAGUGUGGCAUGCGCUUCACACGCCAGUACCGUCUGACAGAGCACAUGCGUGUCCACUCUGGAGAGAAGCCGUACGAAUGCCAGCUAUGUGGAGGGAAGUUUACCCAGCAGCGCAACCUCAUCAGUCACCUGAGAAUGCACACCUCACCCUCUUAGAAAUGCGUCAAGCCAAAGAACUCUGGGAAUAGAAAAAAAAAAAGAAACAUUUCUCUACCUUUUUUCCAUCUCAAAAGCAAAGAAAUGCACGCACACACACACACACACACACACACAUUCACAUGCAGACACAAACAGUUCUACGCAUUAAUUCCAGUUUAGCCCCGGCUAAGUGAAUGAUGUAGCUGUUAGCCACAACACGCUCUUGGUGAUGGUGGCAUCUUCAAGUCAUCAUUUAUAUCAAAUGACGUCUGCUCACCUCUCAGGAGUUCCAGAGGGACGAUUUACUCCUGUCUCUCUCCAAAGUCACGAAGCCAUGGUGAAGUGGCACGACUUCUGGUCUGUUAAAUGUGAAUGUGGGUACUGAUGUAAUGUCAAGCCCCCUCACCUCAUACCCUUCAGCAGCCUUCCUCUCUUCUACCUUUGAGCAUUGAAGUCUUUGAGUUUUUCAGAUUGUUCCUCAAGCAGAUGAACUGAAGAGUCCCCUCUGUACUCCAGAGCUAUUUUGACCAAAAAAGAAAACCCGUGCAAACAAUACUGGCAAUAAUUCAGCAAAAAGAUUAUUUUUACCCUGACAGCUUUAUAUCCUACAUUAUCUUGGUGAUGGGUAUCUGUAUGUAAGAAGAGGUUUAACUGGGUUUGGGACCAUCUCCAUGCUUUAACUGAAAGUCCUGGAAGAAGGGUCAUUUUGGGAUGACAUUGGAUUAAGUUUUAGUUUUAACAGAUGACAAAUAUUCAAAGUCCUCUCUACGGCUGUUUGCGUCAAUGUAGAGAAGGUUUUCAUUGUUUUCAGUUUUUGCCUGCUAGUGCUGCCAGGAGUGACUCCUGGUUGGAAAGAUGAACCCCUUGAGGUACUUGUUUUACUUAAAGAACUUGUAAUGUUUCAGUGAAUGUUUAAACUGGAAGGUCUUGGGAUGUUUCUUGUGGAGGGGAGGGGUGUGGGUUUGGGUUUGGGAGGGUGGUUUAAUGGGGAUAGGGAGAGGGUGUUUUAGACUGAACUUUAUGCUCAGUGGGUACGUUUAUUUUUCUGUCUGUAUAGCUUUCCUCCCCUCAGAAAAAAAGAAAAGUCUAUUUAUAUAGGCUUGUGACCUCGCUACCUCUGAUUACUCUUACGAAUUCUAUGUUGAUUAGUUGAAAGUUCCUAUGUAAUUAAUUGUAAAAAGUGUGUAGAUUAUGGUAACUUUUCACCUAAUGCUUUAACCUGCCCAUCUCUCAACACAGGUUUUUGAUGCUCAUAGAUUUUACACAUUAAUAUUGUUUUUAGCUGUUGUUUAUACUUGUCAAAUAUAGCUUUUUCAGGUGCCCUGUUCAUUGUGGCCCCACUUCAAAGUGUACUGUAGCUUCCUGCCUGGAGCAAGUAGUGCUUAGUUGGUUAGUUUAGAUGUAUAGUGUUCCAAAGAUCUUAUGAAUGUUGAGGAGAACAGAGCUAACUAACAAACAUUGCUAGACAAGUUCAUAACCAAAGUUUUAAAAAGAUGUACUUAAGAUAUAUAGCAUACUAAAUUAUUUCACUUUUGAUUUUCUUUUUGCUGUAUAAAACAAAUUAUGAAUUAUAUUCUAAGUCCAGACAAAGAAGUUCACUCUUUUGAUGGAGUUUUGGCCAAUGACUCUGAGACUGACGAAGAUUCUUGUGGUUUGCAAGGAAAGCUUGUGCUGAUUGGUGGGCCGGUAUAAUGUAAACUUUACCACCUAACGAAAAACUGGUAAAGUUUAAAGACAUGUUCCCUGAAUGUGUUUUUUUGUUUCUUUUCGUUUGUAUCCAGAGUCCUUAUCACUUUAUAUUCCCUGACUUUAAAAACAGGACUUGAUGACAUUUUAUGUGUUCUGUUCAGACCAAAAAAAAAAGAAAAGAAAGGAAAAAAAAAGAUAGGAAUUAUAAUCAGAGUUUUAAUGUGAAGUUCAAGUUGCUUGUUAGUUUUUUGAGCCAGACUUGUGAAAACUUGUAAUAAGAAGGGAGAAACAGAGAUGCACUGGACAGCUGGACAACUCGUUGGUCUCCUGCAGCAUCCUUUUGUUUCUGAUUGUAUUCCAUUAUAUCACAGAAUGACUUUAAAUUAUUUUUAAACUAUUUUAAUCUUUACCUCAUCAUAAGCAACCACAAGUUGGAAAUGGCCCCUCUGUUGUCUGUAGGUUUCACGGAAACCUGUCCAGUGUAUCGCCUCUUAACAGUUCCACUGUGGAGCAUGAACCUUCACUACAAGUUUUUGGUAUAGGCAUUCCUCUGUUAUGUUGGUUUAUCUGUCCUCUUGAUUUUAUUUUUUAAUUCCUCCUUCGUCCUCAUGUUAUGGUCUGUGAAAUGUUUAUCAUAGGGAUGCAGCUACAGUUACACAAACAUCACUACCGUUUUAAGGUACCUGCGUCCUGGACUCCCAGAGUUGUUACUUGGUUUUGUUGGAUGUCGGUGUCUUGCUGUUGAGCAGUUGCUGUUUAGUGAUUGCAUGGUACAUCUGAUUUCUUCACACUCCCCAACCCCCCCCCCAACCCACAAACAUGUUAUUUAUCGCCUGAUACAUUGUUGCUUGUGACCUCUUCUAGCAUAAGAGGGAGUCCACAAUGCAUUGCCUUCAAACGUUAUUGUACUUGUCAGCACUUACUGCAGUACAGCGUAAAGUCUGUAAUGCAAGCAGUGUUUUUGUACAACAAGAUCUCUAGCCAUCUCUGCAAAAGAUUUUGCAGCUGCAUUUGAAUGCUUGCUUGUAUGACAUAACGAAGAAAGAAAAAAAAAAUACGAACUCCAAACUGUGACCAUACUACUACUACUACUACUACUACUAUUACUACUACUACUAGUACUACUACUAUUCAAAUACUUCAGGGAUUGUUCUGCAUCUGUGAAUGCAGGCUCUCAGCUACAUUUGUAAGAUAUAGCAUUGUAUCAAUUUCUCUGUAUUUUAAUCAUGGGAAAAGCAAAACACUAGUUUCAUAUUUAAGACAAACAGGGGGGUACUUUUUCAACUAACACAAAAAGCCUUGACAAAGGCGAGGCAGCUCAAAACAAGUCUACAUUUUAGUUAGUUACACAGUAUGUUCAGAAAUAGUUGCAAAGUUGUACAAAGAACUAAGAAGAAAAAAAAAAGCUCAUACCCAAAUCCACAAACUAUUUUUUAAACCAAAGCACAUUUGAAUGAUUAUGGAACCAUGUGUGGCUCUAAAAAGAAACAUAUGUAUUUAUCUCAUUGUUUACAUAAACUUUAACAGUUUUACAGACCUCAGUGGAGGCUCGGCCAACCAGGGAGGUGGGUUUUGUGUGGGGUUUUUUUGUUUUGUUUUGUUUUGUUUUGUUUUGUUUUGAAAAGAAGAAGAUGUUUUUCCACAGAGGUUGCUGCCAAAACAAAAGCAUAGCAUUAAAGAUGGGGUGAACUACUGCAUAUUCAAUUAAGGGGAGGGUGUAUGGUUUAGGGGCACUCCCUCCCCAAACUCCCCUCCUUGCCAGCUGGCUUUGGGGGUGACCCUGCGCCCCAGUGCUCCUGCCCUCUGGCCUGUCUUCAGAUGGGACCACAGCGACGAGGGGGUGGGCGAGCAGUGCGUCCUUGACGUAUCAAUCAAAAGGCAUUGUUAGUCAGGGUCUUUAGCUCAAUGUUGUGUCUCUGUGUUUACCCAAAUGCACUUGAGGACUACCUCUGCUGCGUGGGUCUCUUAAGAUGUAGGAGUGGGUGGGUGAUGCUUGAAUGGUUCGGGUGGUUUUAGUCGUCUAACAUGGUACAUCUCUUAUGCUGGCGGUCCUUGAAACCUAUCUGGAGAAUGUAGCUUUUGAUUUGUGUUCACUGCAUGUAAACAGGCUUCUCUGGUAGUCUUAACUGUGAAUGUUAUUGUCCUUUUUUUCUGCUUUUAUGAUGGUUUGAAACUUUUUUUUUUUUUUUUUUUUUUAGCUGCCUGUGUUUUGUGGGUAAAAGCAGCACAAACCUCUGGCUGGCCGAGCCUCAAACAAAGUUGGUGCAAACACUUAUUGACAGUGUUCUUUUUUUAUCAAAUGUCUAUUGUCAGUGAUGAAUGUAUUUAUUUCUGGGCCUGCCCUCACCUCUUCAAAGAAUUUGCUCAGUGUGUGAGACUGAGGUGGAGGCAGGACCCCCCUUUUUUGUUUUAUUUUUGUUUUGAGGAUUUCAAGCUGAGAAUCAAAAAUGAGACACAAAACAUAGCCAUUAACCACAAUCUGUGAAGUUGACCUUUUUUUGUGGGAGAACUGACUUUAUUUUUUCCAACUCAAAGAAAAUGGUCUAUGGCAUUUAUUAUCUUCUCAGUUAUACCUGACAGUCUGUAGGGUUUUUAUUUCAUGUAAUUCACUAUGGGUGUUUUUUUGCCCAUGCGUUGCUGAGUUCUCGCUGAACGAACUGCACACUGGGGGAGUUGAACUUUCACCUCUUGUGUGUGUCUGUGGAUGCAGGCAGGACACUGUCACUGCCUGUACAGAGGGGAGACUACUGUAUCUUUUCAAGCUUGCUCUCCCUGGGUGUUGCCAUGCUGCUGACACGAAAGAAAAAAACCCAUUUACACAGCAGAAACAUGCACAUAAUCCACACUUCGCUCCUCUGAACAGUAGUGUUCUCCUCUUGACUAUUGUUACGUUUCUUGUCUUAAACCACUCGCCACUUCUUCCAUCUCUUUUACACGAUGUUCAAGUUUUUAGUGUCUGUUAGUUCCACAUCGGAGGAUUUUAGAAACGUUGGAUGAGAUAGCUUUACUAAGUGCACUUUGUAUGUUUUCCAAAGCCUCCGGAAAAGAACCCGGACGCUCUCAUAUCAGUUCCGAUUUAACUGACGGUUUACUCUUUGUCUUUCUCUUCUUACCUCAUCAUCGUUGCUGUGUUUGUUAAAAUAUCAUAUCAUUAUGCAGUGUUAACAAAGCUUUAAAAUUGCAUAUACAAAGCAGGAAACUCAACCGAGAAACUGUGCUCGGCUGCAGGCGUUCAAGUUUCCAUCUCAUUUCUUGGUAUUAUUGUAGUUACACCUUUUCGCGGUUGUUACUUCUACCAUCCUCUGCAGGCAUUUUGUAUUGUAGAGGGGCUGGUCUGUCCAGUUAUUAUGGAGAUGCUCCUUCUUACCUCGGCAGACUAAACCAAAGCCAGUUUUAAAAUGGCCUCCAGUGCCAUUAAACCCUGCCUAAGCUUUAUUGUCCCUUGCUUUAUCUCAGAUACACCUGACCCCUGCUUUAGCCCUUUGACCCUCUGUAAUCUUUGUUACUGCGGAGGGGGACUGCUUCCUCUGCUCUGCUGCAUUUUUUUCAGUAUUUACUGUACCUCCAGUGACAAUGUACAGUAGUGACAAAAAACAGAAAACACCAAAUUACCUCAAAACGUUCAGUGUUUACAGAAAUGUGCUAUCUUGCCAUUACAUGUAUACUUUUUUUGCCGUCCAUCUGUAACCAAAAUACCCUUUUUGAACUAGUUUAGAGCAGCGUAUUUUCAUACAGAACUUCUCAUUUACUUAUGUUUAUGAAUUUAUAAAGGCACAGUGUCACCUUGAUGUGCACUACAUUAAUGGAAAGGCAUAAUUAGCUGCUAAAAAAAAUAAAACACUACUUGAAGAGUUGAUUCGUGGAGCUGCCCAUGAGGUGGGUGUAUCAAGCUUCCUCUCUGGUUUUCUUCAGGAACAGCCUCUCAAUAAUGUAUCAGGAUCCAUGGGCUGAGAGGCUCUGGAAUGGACAUGUAGGGUCUUUGCUGAUGAAUAAUUAAAGGGCAAGAAGCCCUCCCCCUUGGCAAACAGACUUCACAUGCAAAGGUGUACACGCCCAGGUGCACUUUUGAUGGCAUGUAUACGCAUAAACCUCCACCAGUGCAAACACGGAUGCCACCGUCUAGACUUCAAGCACCACCUAACAUGCACACACCAGUAUUUAAGGUGAAAUUCGCUGACCCUUUUUGUGGCUUUUGGCAGCACCCAGGCAGGGCUCUCUCUUUAUCUCCACUCCUCCUCAGAGAGCUCGUAUUCAGGUCAGAGCCGCCACCGUGCGUAGCGAUGGGGCUCGCAAACUCAAAGUGUCAUAAAAGUGUAAUACAGCUGACCUCAGCACUCACAACCUUGCAGUCUUAAUGUACAGCAGUGAGGAAAAAUAAACUGUUAUUUUAUGAUCUUUUCAUUAAAAGCUUGAUUGAAAACCAAAA
Amphiprion ocellaris (clown anemonefish) is the source of this 8069-nucleotide messenger RNA. RefSeq names its product hypermethylated in cancer 2 (gene hic2). Gene Ontology annotation, molecular function: DNA-binding transcription factor activity, RNA polymerase II-specific; protein binding; RNA polymerase II cis-regulatory region sequence-specific DNA binding. NCBI's taxonomy places the organism in Eukaryota, Metazoa, Chordata, Actinopteri, Pomacentridae. Gene Ontology annotation, cellular component: nucleus. Gene Ontology annotation, biological process: regulation of transcription by RNA polymerase II. The transcript is spliced from 2 exons. The record is from RefSeq and is a predicted model, not a curated record. The coding region runs from base 209 to 1972 and encodes 587 amino acids.